Molecule: messenger RNA, 1135 nt
Organism: Andrographis paniculata
Lineage: Eukaryota; Viridiplantae; Streptophyta; Magnoliopsida; Lamiales; Acanthaceae
Product: E3 ubiquitin-protein ligase AIRP2-like
Exons: 5
Coding region: 240-1007 (255 amino acids)
Biological process (GO): protein ubiquitination
Molecular function (GO): ubiquitin protein ligase activity
Source: RefSeq, a predicted model, not a curated record
UUUUCUUCUCUUUCUUUCUUUUUAUUUAUCAGCAAAACUUGUUUGUCGUCUUCUGAAGUUUGGGGGUUCUGAAAAAAGGCGUCCACCUUGUGCUUCUCGCUCGCUUGAACUUUGCUUGCUGCUCUCCUCUGCCGUGGUGUUGCGAGGGUUCUGUUCUCUACUUGCACUGUUGCACAUAUAUAUCAUUAAAAAGGAGCUAUCAGAAAUCAAUUGAGUGAGGAAUUGAAGUUGGAAUAGGGAUGGAGAUGAUGUUCUACUAUCAGCAGCUGGGCAGGACCACUUACCAGGACUCUCUCAAGGUUUUGGAGUCCGAUAUUGAGCAUGCAAAUGAUUUAGCCGCAGCAAUUCCAAGGGGUAAGGGAGGAACACGUCUGCAAAUGAAAUUGGUCUACAAUCACUUGGCGCCGUUCUUGAUGUUUUUCCUUCAGUGGAUCAACUGUUCUUGCACAUGUUUUAUGCCGAGAUAUUUCAACUUCUUUCACGUGCUCAUUUACAAGGUAUAUGCUGAUGGAAGGCCGAAAAUGUCGACCCAUGGAAGGAAGGCAUCCAUUAAAGACUUUUACGCUAUUAUAUUGCCGUCACUCAAGCAGCUCCAUCUCGACUCAACAAAGCAGCAGCAGGACAACCAAAAGAAUCUUCUCCUGAAAAGUAUUAGCAAGAGACCGGAUCGAGAGGGUAAGCACGCAAAUAUGGAGUCGGAUAGAGAUGAUGAAUGUGGGAUAUGCUUAGAGCCGUGCGCCAAAAUGGUCGUGCCGAAUUGCUGCCAUGCAAUGUGCAUAAACUGUUAUCGAGACUGGAGUGUUAGAUCGGAGUCGUGCCCAUUUUGCCGGGGCAGUCUCAAAAGAGUGAAAUCGAGAGACCUGUGGGUUCUGAUGAGCAAGGACGAGGUGGUCGACCGGGAGGCUGCAUUCGCGGAGGAUCUACGCCGAUUCUACCUUUAUAUUAGAAACUUGCCUAAGGAUUCUCCGGAUGCUUUAUUCUUAAUGUAUUAUGAAUAUUUGAUAUGAUAUUUGUGUAUAUAGUAAACUAUGAGGAGGAAGACGAAGAAAAAGAGAAAGAGUUGUUUUGAAGCCACUGCUUAAAUGUAAAUAACACCGGCUUAGACAUUCAUAAAAGCUCUUUAUCUUUUGGUGUA